UUAGCGAAGCGAGUCUUCGGUCUGCUUGUGGUGUUCAACGUCGAGUCUCUCCAGCGCGCCCUCCCCGCCGCCGCCGCCAUGUCGCCGCUCGCCCGCUCGCUGCUCGCGCUCGCCGCGCUGCUCGCCGCCGCCGACGUCGACGGUCAAGACUACGAUUGCGUCACAGAGACAAUUGGUCGAGUAACUAACUACGUACAACCCCUAAGUUUGCUAGGUUUACAUUACGGACUCUCGGAAAUCGAAUUAGAAGAUUAUUGCCCCCCACCAAUGCAUCUUGUUGGUGAAAAGAUAACGGUGUGCAACAGAACCCCAAAUCAUCGUCAUCCUGAAAUCCACGAUAGGGAGAUCGUGGAGGUCAUCUGUUAUGAUCCCAGCGGAUGCACUGUGCCCAUUCUCGAGUACUGCGGCUAUUGACAGACGGACCUCCACCUUUGAAUUACACCGCGUGCUACUAUCUACUGUCUCGUUAGUGUUAGUGUUACGUGCAACUUCUGUGGGUAUAUUAUUUGAUUAUAAGAUAUUAACUGGAAGAUCCGUCACAUUUUCAGCUUUUGUUUUGUCUAAUAAUAAUUUAUUUAUGAUACAAAUCGUUGCAGACGUACCUCGGUCUUACUUUAUCAAUACUGUGCUCAGUAAUAUUAUAUCCAUUGUUAUUUCAUUAAAAAGUUCACGGCAUU
This is a messenger RNA of Cydia splendana, 677 nucleotides long. RefSeq lists its product as uncharacterized. The record is from RefSeq and is a predicted model, not a curated record. The transcript is spliced from 4 exons. Lineage: Eukaryota; Metazoa; Arthropoda; Insecta; Lepidoptera; Tortricidae. Bases 79 to 414 code for a protein of 111 amino acids.